Mycotypha africana is the source of this 177-nucleotide messenger RNA. RefSeq lists its product as uncharacterized. The annotation marks the transcript as partial. Lineage: Eukaryota; Fungi; Mucoromycota; Mucoromycetes; Mucorales; Mycotyphaceae. The record is from RefSeq and is a predicted model, not a curated record. The transcript has 2 exons.
GAAACAAAGAAACCUAUUCUUGCCCUUCCUUCCAGUGCUGAAGAGACAGUCCAACAAGUCGGUGUGAAUGACACGUUCAAACUUAAAGAACUUGGACCAGUGGUUGUUAACGAAGACGGUACCAUUAGUCGAAUCAACAAUUGGCACGAAAUGAGCGACAUUGAAAAGAGCAAUGUC